AUUGCGUACUAGUCAGUAUGCUAGUGCGCCUCCGCUGUUAUGUAUCUCUACGUGGUAAGGCGGACUAUGGACUAACAUUCCGUUAGCAGGAAGGUUUUAUUCGGUUAGUUAGUUGGUUCACAAUUAGCGCAAACCAAAAGACAAAGGAAGAUGUUUAAAAGCUGGGGUACGUGGCUCGGAAUCGAGUCCAUACCCGGACAAAAAAUAGACGAAAUCCAAGCGGAGGAAACACGCGGAAGUGACAAGGACGCGGAAAAUAGUGAAGUAAACAAACAAGAGUGCGGCGACAAGAACACCGAGAAAAAUGGAGAAAACCAGGCGAUCCUACAGCAAGCUAAAGGCCUGAGUGGAUACAUUCUGAACUUUGCCAGCAGUGCGACAAAGAAGAUCACAGAGUCGGUGACAGAAACAGCGAGCACCAUCAAGAAGACCGUGGAGGAAGGAAACAUCGACAGUAUCCUCGACAAGACCAUUUUGGGAGAUUUCCAAAAGGAACAGGAAAGGUUUGUUCAGGAGAAACAUGCUAAGAAAACAGAUGCAGCGGUGCCUCCAUGGGUGGGCUACAGCGAGGAGGAGACCAUUCAGCAGCAGAUCUUGGCUUUAUCUGCUGACAAGAGGAACUUCCUCCGCGACCCUCCAGCUGGUGUGCAGUUCCACUUUGACGUAGAGCAGAUGUAUCCCAUCGCUCUGGUCAUGCUGCAGGAAGACGAGCUUCUCAAUAGGAUGCGCUUCGACCUGGUUCCAAAACAAGUAAAAGAGGAGGUGUUCUGGAGGAACUAUUUCUACCGGGUGUCUCUAAUCAAGCAGUCUGCUCAGCUCACGGCGCUGGCGGCACAGCAGCAGGCUGCGGAGAGGAGAGAGGACGACAAGAACGGAGCCGAUCCACAGAACGAGAGCUCAUCAGAAUCCAGAAGACCAAAAACACCACCUACAACAAUCAACGCCAAGCCAAAGUCCAACGAGCAUCAUGAAGAGGAGGAGAUCUCGACCAGCCCGGGAGUAUCAGAGUUCGUAAGUGACGCGUUUGACUCAUGUAACAUCAAUCGGGAGGAUUUGAGGAAGGAAAUGGAGCAGCUGGUGCUGGAUAAGAAAAAUGAGGAAGAAGACACAUCGGAGUGGGAGCGAGAGCUGCAGCGGGAGUUACAGGAGUAUGAGGUAGUAGCUGAAGCGGACAACCGAGACGAAAACUGGGACCGUGAGAUCGAAGAGAUGUUGCAGGCUGACUAGCUGUUCCCCUACAAGCCCUCGCUUUCAGUGUACAAUCAUGACUACACCGGAGAGAGCAAAAAUGAAAAAAUGGACCAAACAAGCCACUACGAAGACAGGCUUCAACAUCACACGCUAUACUACAUAUACAGCAUUUCUCUCUGUUCAAGCAAAGUAGGCAGAGAUUUGCGUUAAGAACGCAUUUCAAACGGAAAAGUAGUUGCAUUCAGUGGAUGUAGUUGUGGACUUGCAGCGAUAAUGCACAGUAAACAUCUCUCUUCUCGCUGAUAGAUGAAUCAAAUGAUUAGCCCUACCUUUUAUAUAAGAUGUAUCAGUGUGUAUAAUCUCUUCUUUAUUGUCUAGAUCUGUAAUAAUGAGCGUGAUGUUUUUAAAAAGACAAAGCAUGACCCUGAUAGACUGACAGAACUUCCGAGGCUGUAGAUGAAGAAAGCAGUUGAACGGUGUGCUCCCUUUGUUUCCUCUGACCUGAAAACUGAAUUUAUUAAAGAAAAAGUAGUUAUUUUUUUCAUUCUCAAAACAUCACUCAUCUUUUAGCUGUUCAGUAAUAAUAUUCUGUGUUUAUUAAACGUUAUCUUGUCUUUAAA
Messenger RNA from Hemibagrus wyckioides, 1811 nucleotides. RefSeq names its product synapse associated protein 1 (gene syap1). The record is from RefSeq and is a predicted model, not a curated record. Lineage: Eukaryota; Metazoa; Chordata; Actinopteri; Siluriformes; Bagridae. Gene Ontology annotation, cellular component: synapse; cytoplasm. The coding region runs from base 151 to 1227 and encodes 358 amino acids. The transcript has 9 exons.